Messenger RNA from Acanthosepion pharaonis, 1608 nucleotides. NCBI's taxonomy places the organism in Eukaryota, Metazoa, Mollusca, Cephalopoda, Sepiida, Sepiidae. The record is from the annotation of a GenBank genome assembly.
AUGCUUUUCGCUUCUCUCCUAAUUUUUUUCUUUUCUUGUCUUUUCUUUCUUUUUUUUCUUUCUUUCUUUCUUUCUUUCUUUCUUUAUUUAUUUAUUCUCAUUUUGGUUCUUUUUACUUUUUCUUGUUUCACAUUUUUCUGUAUCUUUUCUUUUGUUUGUUUAUUUGUUUUUUCUGCUUUUUUUCUUUUUUUAUGUCUUUAUUGUUUCUCUUUUAACAUUCUUCAUUUUUCUCUCUUUUUUUCUCAUUCUCAUUUUCCUUAUACUUUUUUUUCGUUUUUCUUUCUUUUUUUCUUUUUGCAUUUUUCUCUUUCAUUUUCAUUAUUUUUUAUCUUUUCUUUCUUUCCGUCUUUAUUUAAUCUAAUGUUACUACUUUUUACUUUCUUCUUUCUUUCUUUGUGUAGCGUUUCACUAUCUAUCUCACUCUGUUCAUAUCUAUCUAUCUAUCUAUCUAUCUAUCUAUCUAUCUAUCUAUCUAUCUAUCUAUCUAUCUCACUCUGUUCAUAUCUAUCUAUCUAUCUAUCUAUCUAUCUCACUCUGUUCAUAUCUAUCUAUCUAUCUAUCUAUCUCACUCUGUUCAUAUCUAUCUAUCUCACUUUGUUCAUAUCUAUCUAUCUAUCUAUCUAUCUAUCUAUCUAUCUAUCUAUCUAUCUAUCUCACUCUGUUCAUAUCUAUCUAUCUAUCUAUCUAUCUAUCUAUCUAUCUAUCUAUCUAUCUAUCUCACUCUGUUCAUAUCUAUAUAUCUCACUCUGUCCAUAUCUAUCUAGUUAUCUAUCUAUCAAUCUAUCUCACUCUGUUCAUAUCUAUCUAUCUCAGUUUAUUCAUAUUUAUCUAAGUAUCUAUCUCAGAUCAUAUUUAUCUAUCUCCAAUUUCAUUAAAAAAAUAUCUAUCUAUCUAUCUAUCUAUCUAUCUAUCUAUCUAUCUAUCUAUCCAUCGCUGGCUCUCCUUAUCUUUCUAUCAUAUAUAAACAUAGGAGAAAAAAUAAAAUUCUUCGCUUUUUGUACGCCUAUUAUCUAUCUAUACAAGCGAAUUCAAGUUGUUAUUGAUGUUGACUUUAUGAAUGUUCCUUGCCUUUCAAUUCGACUCGGUGUGUGCAUUUUCAUAUCUAUCUAUCUAUAUAUAGACGUUAAUGGACAGACAGUUGAUUGUAUUGCUUGCUUUUAUCUGCAUCAUGACGGAUGGCUGCGCGCGAGCACUCUCUCUGCGUCUCUCUCUCUCUCUCUCUGUAUGCCUCUCUCUCUCUCUGCGUCUCUCUCUGCGUCUCUCUCUCUGUGUGUGUGUAUGCCUCUCUCUCUGCGUCUCUCUCUUUCUGCGUCUCUCUCUCUCUCUGUCUGUGUGUGUAUGCCUCUCUCUCUCUCUGCGUCUCUCUCUCUGCGUCUCUCUCUCUCUCUCUGCGUCUCUCUCUCUCUCUCUGCGUCUCUCUCUCUCUCUCUCUCCCUGUGUAUGCCUCUCUCUCUGCGUCUCUCUCUCUCUCUCUCUAUCUGUGUGUGUAUGCCUCUCUCUCUCUGUGUCUCUCUCUCUCUGUCUGUGUGUGUAUGCCUCUCUCUCUCUCUACGUCUCUCUCUCUCUCUCUGCGUCUCUCUCUCUCUCUCUCUCUCUCUCUCUCUCUAA